AUGCCCUUCGGACUCUUCGAAAGCCGCUGGUCGAUCGACCAGAUCCCUGACCUCGCCGGCAAAGUCGCCAUCGUCACCGGCGGGAACUCCGGGCUGGGCUUCAUCACCUGUCUCGAGCUGGCGCGCAAGAACGCCCGCGUAUACAUGGCCUCCCGCAGCCGCGCCAAGGCCGAGGACGCCAUCCAGAAGAUCACCGCCGAGCUGGCCGCCGCCGGGGCCGCCCCGCCCGCCGUCGAGUUCCUCGAGUUCGACCUCGCCACGAUCGCCGCGGGAAAGGCGGCCGCGGCGGCGUUUCUGGCAAAGGAGGACCGGCUCGACAUGCUGAUCAACAACGCGGGCAUCAUGGCGACGCCGUACGCGCUCAGCGCCGACGGCAUCGAGCUGCAGGCCUGCAACGCCACCGGCCAUUACGCGCUCACCAUCCCCCUGCUGCCCGUGCUCCGGAAGACCGCCGAAGCCCCCGGCAGCGCCGUCCGGAUCGUCAACCUCGCCAGCAUCGCCCAUCGCGCCGCCGCCUCCAAGCCCGACUUCUCCUCCCUCGAGGCCCUCAACCGCUCCUACUCGUCCACCUGGAUCCGCUACGGGAACAGCAAGCUCGCCAACAUCCUGUUCAACAGCGAGCUCCAGAGACGCCUCGAGGGGACCAACAUCCACUGUCUGGCCGUCCACCCGGGCGUCGUCGACACGGACUUGUUCAGAGGCCUCGGCGAGUCCUUUCCGCUCCUGCGCCCGCUCCUAAGCCUCAAGUCGCUCUUCAGGGGCACCAUCCUCAUCAGUCCCCAGCAAGGCGCCCUGACCCAGCUGUACGCCGCGACGUCGCCCGACGUGGCCCGGCUCGACCUCAAGGGCAAGUACUUGGUGCCGUACGCCAAGGUCGAGACGCCUAGUCUGCUCGCCCAGGACCCCGACCACACUCUCGCGCUCCAGUUCUGGACCCUCUGCGAGUCGCUCUACGCCGCUAAGAUCUGA
This is a messenger RNA of Puccinia triticina, 969 nucleotides long. RefSeq lists its product as uncharacterized. The transcript has 10 exons. Bases 1 to 969 code for a protein of 322 amino acids. The record is from RefSeq and is a predicted model, not a curated record. Lineage: Eukaryota; Fungi; Basidiomycota; Pucciniomycetes; Pucciniales; Pucciniaceae.